AUGGAGGUGGCAGAGAAAUUUUUGUUUCUUCAAGGAAACGUUUCUGUGUCCCUGAGAAAUAUGAUGGUGUUUCUAAGAGAGAAAGGACACAAUGCAAUGAUAUGCAAUACCAAGUGGGAUUCAUCCAGUGGGGUCACUGUUUAUAACUACAACUUUAUUGACAUGAUCCAAUCCAAUUCAUCAUUGUGGCAGAGCAUGUACUUCGUUGAUAUCGAUUUCAUUGCGCAAUUUGAGAUUGCUCAGCUGACUUGCAAGUAUUCAGAGAUUCGUUCCUCUCUUCCCAGCAUCUUUGUUGGUACGGUGGAGGAGCUAAAACGCAUCGUUUAG
This is a messenger RNA of Prosopis cineraria, 327 nucleotides long. RefSeq lists its product as uncharacterized. The record is from RefSeq and is a predicted model, not a curated record. Bases 1 to 327 code for a protein of 108 amino acids. NCBI's taxonomy places the organism in Eukaryota, Viridiplantae, Streptophyta, Magnoliopsida, Fabales, Fabaceae. The transcript has a single exon.